GAGGCCUGCGCGUGAGCGGCGCGGGCGUGGCCCAAUGGGAGAGCCGCGGCGGCGCGCGUUGCCGGGGGGCGGGGCGGCGGUUGAGGGCCGAGCCGCGAGUCCGGCAGUCGUGUCCGUGCUGUCGCGUCCUGGAGUCCGUCUCGUCGCCGCCACCCCGGCCCACGCUCGUCCUCGUUUCCGAAGCUCUCGCGCGCCCGAUCGCUCGGCUCUCGCUCCGCGACCAGCAUCAUGUGCGGAAUAUUUGCCUAUUUAAAUUAUCAUGUUCCCCGAACAAGACGAGAAAUCUUGGAGACCCUAAUCAAAGGCCUUCAGAGACUGGAAUACAGAGGAUAUGAUUCUGCUGGAGUGGGACUUGAUGGAGGUAAUGACAAAGACUGGGAAGCGAAUGCCUGCAAAAUUCAGCUCAUUAAGAAGAAAGGAAAAGUUAAGGCACUGGAUGAAGAAGUUCACAAACAACAAGAUAUGGACUUGGAUAUAGAAUUUGAUGUACAUCUUGGAAUAGCUCAUACCCGUUGGGCAACACAUGGAGAACCUAGUCCUGUCAAUAGUCACCCCCAACGCUCUGAUAAAAAUAAUGAAUUUAUUGUUAUUCAUAAUGGAAUCAUCACCAACUACAAAGACUUGAAAAAGUUUUUGGAAAGCAAAGGCUAUGACUUUGAAUCUGAAACAGACACAGAAACCAUUGCCAAGCUUGUCAAAUACAUGUAUGAUAACUGGGAAAGUCAGGACGUCAGUUUUACUACCUUGGUGGAGAGAGUUAUCCAACAACUGGAAGGUGCUUUUGCACUUGUGUUUAAAAGUGUUCAUUUUCCUGGGCAAGCAGUUGGCACAAGGCGAGGUAGUCCCCUCUUGAUUGGUGUGCGGAGUGAACAUAAGCUUUCUACAGAUCACAUUCCAAUUCUCUACAGAACAGGCAAAGACAAGAAAGGAAGCUGCAAUCUUUCCCGUGUGGACAGCACAACAUGUCUUUUCCCUGUUGAGGAAAAGGCAGUUGAAUAUUACUUUGCUUCUGAUGCAAGUGCUGUGAUAGAGCACACCAACCGUGUCAUCUUUCUGGAAGAUGACGAUGUUGCAGCAGUGGUGGAUGGUCGUCUUUCUAUCCAUCGAAUUAAGCGAACUGCAGGAGACCAUCCUGGUCGAGCUGUGCAAACCCUCCAGAUGGAACUCCAGCAGAUCAUGAAGGGCAACUUUAGUUCAUUUAUGCAGAAAGAAAUUUUUGAGCAGCCAGAGUCUGUUGUGAACACAAUGAGAGGAAGAGUCAAUUUUGAUGACUACACUGUGAAUUUGGGAGGUUUGAAAGAUCACAUUAAGGAGAUCCAGCGGUGUCGGCGGUUGAUUCUAAUUGCUUGUGGCACAAGUUACCAUGCUGGUGUGGCAACCCGUCAGGUUCUAGAGGAGCUGACAGAGUUGCCGGUGAUGGUGGAGCUCGCUAGUGACUUCUUGGAUAGAAACACUCCAGUCUUUCGAGAUGAUGUUUGCUUUUUUAUUAGUCAAUCAGGUGAGACAGCUGACACCCUGAUGGCUCUUCGGUACUGUAAGGAGAGAGGAGCCCUAACUGUGGGGAUCACAAAUACAGUCGGCAGUUCUAUAUCCAGGGAGACAGAUUGUGGGGUUCAUAUCAAUGCUGGUCCUGAGGUUGGCGUGGCCAGUACAAAGGCUUACACCAGCCAGUUUGUGUCCCUUGUGAUGUUUGCCCUCAUGAUGUGUGAUGACAGGAUCUCCAUGCAAGAGAGGCGUAAAGAGAUCAUGCUUGGAUUGAAGCGGCUGCCAGACUUGAUUAAGGAAGUGCUGAGCAUGGAUGAUGAAAUUCAGAAGCUGGCCACAGAACUGUACCACCAGAAGUCAGUCCUGAUCAUGGGACGAGGCUAUCAUUAUGCUACGUGUCUUGAAGGAGCCCUGAAAAUCAAGGAGAUUACUUACAUGCACUCUGAAGGCAUCCUUGCUGGUGAGCUAAAGCAUGGCCCUCUGGCCUUGGUGGACAAGUUGAUGCCUGUCAUCAUGAUCAUCAUGCGAGACCACACUUAUGCCAAGUGUCAGAAUGCGCUACAGCAAGUGGUUGCACGGCAGGGGCGCCCGGUCGUGAUCUGUGAUAAGGAGGAUACCGAGACCAUUAAGAACACAAAAAGGACAAUCAAGGUGCCCCACUCAGUAGACUGCUUGCAGGGCAUUCUCAGUGUGAUCCCCUUGCAGCUGCUGGCUUUCCAUCUGGCCGUGCUGAGAGGCUACGAUGUUGAUUUCCCACGGAAUCUUGCCAAAUCUGUAACUGUAGAAUAAAAGGCAUCUGAAACUUAUGACAGUUAAGCAACAUGAGACACCUUUUGUAUUUAAAUUUUUGAUUUAAACUGUUGCCUCCUGAAAGCCUUUUUUAGUAAAUUCUUAUUUAUAUAUCAGUUAUAAUUAUCCCUCUCAAUUAAUGAUUUUGUGCAAUUGCCUCAUUUCCAAUAAUACUUGGGGGCAUUUGAUUAAUAGAAUUUAAAUUGAACCUGAAGUCAGAGCGAUUUUAGCUGUAGUGUUGUAUAAAGAGCUGGAUAGGCCGGGCGGUGGUGGCGCACGCCUUUAGUCCCAGCACUCAGGAGGAAGAGGCAGGUGGAUCUCUGUGAGUUCGAGGCCAGCCUGGUCUACAAGAGCUAGUUCCAGGACAGGAACCCUGUCUCGAAAAAUCAAAAAAAAAAAAGAGCUGGAUAAUGAAUUUCUGGGUCCUCCACUUCAAUCAUGGAGGUUUGUUGAGUUUUUGAGAUGAUUGUUGUUUUCCCAUGCCUUGAUUCAGUCAGACUGAUAAAAGACCAAUGCAUUUCAUUGGAAUACUCAAAGUCAAAAGCCAGUGUGUGCUAGUACCUGCUGAAGGCUUUGUUACAUUAUUUAUAAGUUGAAGAUGCUGUGGUUUAUUUUGAAGCUUGUCUAUAUUUUGUUUGUAAAUCAAACUGUUCACCUAAAAAAACCUAAGUUCAUUAAAUUGGUCUAAACAUGGCUGUCAUUUCUAGGUAGAGAGAGCAUGGGGGCAGUGUGCGGUACAUUGUGUCCUCCAUGCUCGAAUAAAACACCAUGUGGAGUUGUGUAGCGCUCCGAUCUGAACUACUUUAGACCCUAACAGUGUGGCUGGACGUUUGAAUAUAGAACCUGGGCAUCCUACUCCUUGUUUCCUCACCUCCUCAGAGUGGUUUGCAUUGCCUUGAAACUGUAGAGCUUAAUUAAAAAAAAUGUUGUUGAAUGAUACCCUUUGUCUCCUUUGACAUCACAGCAGAGUUGCUGUCAAGCAUCUCAGAUUGGUAUUGGCAUGUUCAGUUCUCUCUUCAGCUUUGUCCCAAGUCCCUUCCCUACCUUGCUGCAGAAAGCAUCCCCUUGUGGCAGUUUGGAGGUUCUUUUUGAUAACUUGUGAUAUUUGCACCGGUCUUUGAUCUUCAGUGUAUGUGGUAGAUGAGGCUUAGAACUUCACAUACUUUCCGCUGUGGAGUGACAUGAUUUAGGGUUGCUUUCUAGAUGUUUUCCUUUGUAUUGUCUUGACUCCUGUUUAGGAAUGAAUGCAGUAUGAAGAAGUGAUAUUGACAUGCCUUCAUGCUGAUAGUGUCAGAAAUGGAGGUCAACAAUUGGGAUAAAGUAUUUAAAGUAGAACAUUAGUUUGACACCCUAUAAAUGUGUGGAAUAAUUUCUUCAUAGAAUUAUUUGGGUCAGAUCAUGUGGCUGUAGGAAGAUGGUUAUAUUCAGUUAGGUCCAUUUCUUUCAAAAGCUUUCACCGUUGUUGUAGAAGUGCAGUAGUGGAGUUGGUAGCUCACUCUUUGUGUUUUAACUUGAUGUUAAGCAGUUCAUGCUAUGCCAGAAGUGUGGACUUCUUGUGAAGGUGGGUUGAAGACAGAGUUUAUGUAACUUUGGAAGGUUUCACUUCCAUUGAUAGAGACUGGAAACCUGAUUUUUUUAAAAACGUAAGACAGGGCCACAGUUUCUACCCCAUGUAGCUGCUUUAGUUAUGUUUAUCUGUUCUAAUUAUUUCCAAGAUUUCAUGUUUGUCCAGCAUGUGUAUCAUGUCAUUUCUUGUGUUUGAUAUAAUAGCAUGGCUACUCACUGUUGUGUGUGUUUUGUUGUUGUCUUUUUCAUGUGUUGCUCUGGAGUGCUGGGUGAUGUUGGUACACUGAGACAUUGUGAAAUGAUCACCACAGUAGUCUUAGGUCAUCCAUCACCUCAGUUACUAAUCCAGAGUCCUCUUGGAGCUGUUUUGAAUUAUACAGCUCAGUUUUACUAAUCACCCUCUAUGUAAUGGAAUAUCGGAACUUAAUUCUUCUGUCUGGCUCUGACUCUGAACCCAUUCACCAGUUUCCCUUCCAUACACACUCCAAAGUAGGAUUAAUCCUAAAAACCAGUCAAAAGCCCAAAUGAAGACCAGAGUAGUAUUUUCUAAACAAAUAUUUUUCUCUUCCUAUCCCAUUUUGCUUUCUACCCUGGUUAAUGUAGUGAUUUUAAAUUCUUUUAUUAAGUUAGUUCUUAACACCCUGAUAUUUUAGUGAGGCAAGCCACUGAGUGAGUAAAUGAGUUGGCCCAGUUAAAAUUAGUAUAAUAUAGGACAUGGAAAUCUAAUUUUUCAAAACAAAAUAUCCUGCAAAAGGGAGGCUUUCUAUAAAAGUUCUUUCUUGUAGUGUGUUUAAAGUUUAAGUUCACACAUACAUCCUUUCCUGGGAGCCCUUGCUAGGCAGGGAGGACUGUGGAGGACUCAGUUAAUGGUUACUUUGAAGUCAACUUUUAUUUAAAAAAAAAAUCACCUAUGCCAUAGGAGUGAAAAGGCUACAGAAAGUGCAGUGCUCACUCAUAGUUUGUGGCUGUCUGCAGCUGUGUCUGAACCCCUGCUGUGAGCAGCUGUGUGCUGGGCAGCAGAGCUACACUUUCAGAGCAGUUCUGACGUCCCUAGUGGGUCUGUUUCUUGUGAAGACACAGGUGGAAGAGUGGAGAGAUGGAGCUGAACUGAGGUGUUAAAUGCUGUGAAAGGGUUUGUUUACUUAAACAGUGCUCUGCGUUCUGGAGCAUCUUUGUAAGCAGCUGUCCCGGUCUGUCCACGAUCCAUGGGUCUAUGGUACGAUAAAGAGCCGCAGUUAAUAAUAUGCUGAGAUAAGCCACUGUGUGUCCCCGCUCCUCAGAGGGACGCUUCAGGUACUGUGCAGGAGGCUGUUCUGUGUCCUGGGUGGUUUCUGAGGUAACACGGUUGUCUCCCUUUGAAUCCAGGGCCCUUACCUGAGUAGUUCUGAGGAGGGAGGAAAGGAGCCUGUUCUUGGUCCCUUGUAGUAUUCCUCUGAAAGUCGUUUUUGUCACUCUUUAGAGAAGGAAACCAGCUGAACUUUAAAAAACACACUUUCAGGGUUUUUUUUGGGGGGGGGGCAGUCUUUUGUCUUUUUUUUACAAUGAGGAUAUUCUAUAGCAAUAAAAGAAACUAAGGUUACCUGUUUAUUAUAUACUGUAACUGGUAUGAUUUUUCUAAAAAAAAUCAAAAGCACAAUCUCAUUGGAAAGUGUUUAUUAAAAAAGAAUUCACAAUUCACAUUGAAUUUAGGAAGGCCAAAGAAAUGGAAGGGAGUGGUAAAGACAUUUUGGUUCCUGACAUCCACAUGUGUAGUGAGUUGUGUCUUCAAGAAUACUAGCAGUGUUUUAAACUUGGAGAUGGAUUUCACAUGAUUCUGUUUACUCUCAAGUUUGAAAGUUUUAACAUAUAAGUUGGUCUUUCUGACUGUAUUUAAAGAUUGUUAAGUAUUUCAGUGUCUCCGUAGCUUGAUGAAUCGAAACACGUCCUCAGACCCAGGAUGGUGACAAAUAAUGAAGCUGGCAUUGGCUUUGAAUAGUGAUGCCCGUGGGUAAGCAACUGGAGCUGUGUUGUGUAACUAGCUUGAGAGUGGUGUGCUGUAAAAGACGCCAGGACAGAAGGCUGAUGAGGACGGCGUGGAAAUUCUCGCAUUAUCUUGUUUUCUGUACCAGUUUCCAGAGUGAGUGUAGUAAUGGUCUUGUUAACUUUUCAAUGUUCUCUGGGUGAAUGUGUUUUUCCAUGAAUAAAGUUUUGAUAUUUGUUGAAAUUACACUUCUGUGGGACUGGGGGUUACAAUAAUCAUUGCUCUGUUUUGAUUUUGUUUUCUUUUCAAUGAAUGUUUAGUUUUCUGAGCCAGAUGGUUAUUUCAUCCUCAUGUCCUGUUAAAUCAAUCCCGUGACUACACCGGAACUGUGAAUAAAUUACCCAAAACC
Messenger RNA from Chionomys nivalis (European snow vole), 6209 nucleotides. It is a transcript of the gene Gfpt1, whose product is annotated as glutamine--fructose-6-phosphate transaminase 1. The coding region runs from base 229 to 2274 and encodes 681 amino acids. Gene Ontology annotation, molecular function: L-glutamine:D-fructose-6-phosphate transaminase (isomerizing) activity; carbohydrate derivative binding. Gene Ontology annotation, biological process: fructose 6-phosphate metabolic process; UDP-N-acetylglucosamine metabolic process; protein N-linked glycosylation. The transcript is spliced from 19 exons. NCBI's taxonomy places the organism in Eukaryota, Metazoa, Chordata, Mammalia, Rodentia, Cricetidae. The record is from RefSeq and is a predicted model, not a curated record.